AUUAAAGAUGUGGCUAUCAAAGAGCACAAAAUUUCUUAUCACUUAAAUUAAAAAAAUUCAACUCAUUCACACAAUAACUUGUAGACUAGUUAUGUGUCUUCUUCUACUUUGCAAUAAUAUACACCCACCAACACCAACACCAACACCAACACCAACACCAAAUUCAUCUUUAUAAAUAGUGACAAUUUCCAAUCCAAUUUUUUCAUUAUAGUAGAAGAAAUUAAAUAGCCAUAAACUUUUUAUUUUCUUUUUGCAAAUUAAAUUUAACCAAAAAAUGGCUAUUUCUUCUUUUUUGAGUUUCUUUUUCUUGCUCAUAUGUCUUAAAUUAUCUCAUACACAAUCAGUACCAGCAGCUUACAUGUUUGGGGAUUCUUUAAUUGAUGUUGGCAAUAACAAUUAUUUUACUACCAUUAUUAAGGCUAAUUUUCCUUAUAAUGGUCAUGAUUAUCCUGGUGGAAAACCUACUGGAAGAUUUUCCAAUGGAAAAAACACUGCUGAUUUUCUAGCUGAGAAAUUAGGAAUACCAACACCUCCCCCAUACUUGGCUAGCAAGAAUAGUCAGUUUCCACAAGGUGUAAGCUUUGCUUCUGGUGGAGCUGGAAUCUUCAAUGGCACCAAUGAUGACUUACUUAGUAAAGCAAUUCAUUUGUCUCAACAAGUGCAGUUUUUCUCCAUUGUGCAACAAAAUUUGGUGAAGCAAUUAGAACUUGAUGGUGCAAUGAAGCAAUUAUCAAAGUCUAUAUUUGUUGUUGUCAUUGGAAGUAAUGAUAUGAUUAAUUAUUUUAAAUCUGAUUCAAAACUCCCAAAGACAAAAACACCUCAGCAAUUUGUUGAUGAGAUGGUCUCUACUCUACAAGGCCAAUUAAAGCACUUGCAUGGUCUAGGUGCACGUAAAUUUGUGAUAACAGCAAUAGGAUCAGUUGGAUGCAUUCCAUUAUUAAGAUACCAAAGUGCAAAUAAGUCAAAUGAAUGUUUCCAACAAGCUAAUUUCUGGGCAAACAAAUAUAACCAACAACUUCAAUCUAUGCUACAAGAUUUGAAGGCUGAUCAGUUGAAGGAUAUAAAUUACUCAUUAAUGGAUACGUACAAUUUGUUGUUCGAUGUCAUCCAGAAUCCAGCUACUUACGGUUUUAGUGAAGUGAAAGCUGCCUGUUGUGGACUUGGAAGACUAAGAGCUACAGUUCCUUGCACACCAGUUGCAUUAUUCUGCAUCAAUAGAAGUAGCCAUGUUUUUUGGGAUAGAUAUCAUCCUACUGAAGCUGCUAAUCGUAUAAUUAUCAACACUACUUUUGAUGGAACCAACAAAUAUGUUUUACCACUAAAUGUGAAGCAACUUAUUGCCUUGUAGUUUUGCAUAUUGAACAUAGAAACACAAAGAAGAAAGAUAACCAAAGUUAAUCAUUAAAUUCCGGCAUAGCCCCUAGCAGGGCUUUAGUGCACCGAGCUACCCUUUCUAUCAUUACUGAAUUAUACUUUUUGUUACUAUAAUUUAUUUCUUGCAAAUUUCUAAAGUAAAAGCUGCGCAUAUAUAUAUAUAUGUUUGAACGA
Molecule: messenger RNA, 1548 nt
Organism: Capsicum annuum
Lineage: Eukaryota; Viridiplantae; Streptophyta; Magnoliopsida; Solanales; Solanaceae
Product: GDSL esterase/lipase At5g55050
Exons: 5
Coding region: 275-1348 (357 amino acids)
Molecular function (GO): hydrolase activity, acting on ester bonds
Source: RefSeq, a predicted model, not a curated record